Molecule: messenger RNA, 318 nt
Organism: Striga asiatica
Lineage: Eukaryota; Viridiplantae; Streptophyta; Magnoliopsida; Lamiales; Orobanchaceae
Source: the annotation of a GenBank genome assembly
AUGGGGCCCAUUAAGGGCUAUUUGACUAUUUUGAGCCCACUUCAGAAGGAAGUUUCGGUACAGCACGGCCAGGUUUAUGCCCUCGUUGUCCUUAAGUCGGUGGAGAACGUGAAGUUCACUAACAUCCAAGUUUUGAGUGAGAAGGUGCGUAUAGUGAUCGACAAGUACUACACUGAAAACACGGAGAGCAAAAUCGAGCGAGGGGCAUCGGGCGUGGCCAUAUCCCGAGUCACGUACGAUUGGUUCAAAGAGACGUACACAAAAAGUGUCAUGCAGAGGCCCGUGCCCCUACGGACCCCUGCCUCCGUCCGCCCCUGA